AUGGAAACAAGGCAUUACAAGCUGCUUCCCCGCAAAUCUGGCGACUUCCCGGCCGACGACUCCAGCGCAAUAUGCGAUGCUACGAGCCGCGGCCGCCGGCAACGAGCCUGGCGGGUUGUCGCGCUCUCUAGCAUCCUGCUCAACGCAGUCCUGGGCGGACUUGCGAUUGCGCACGCGACCGUCUCGCCGCUUGCUCCGUCCCUGCGUCAGCAACGGUUGUACUCUCCGGCGCAGCACGUCUUGCGCCGCGUCGACCGCGUCUUCACCGGCGGAUUCGGCGCAGGGGCGAGUCCCUACCAAGGGGCCCCAAACGAGACGAACAACAGGCUCUGGCGGAACCUCUACGACUCUGUUGGCAUAUCGCGCAUCUCCGCGGCAGAAGCUGCGCCGAUGGUGAAUCGGACGCUGCCCAUCCCCGGCGACCACGGCUACUACGUUACGUCGCUGGAUGUCUUCCACCAGCUGCACUGUCUGAAUGUGGUCAGGCAGGCGGUGUAUGGCCACGUGGAUUGGACCAACCAGGACGAGCUGUUUGCUAUUGACCAUAUCGACCACUGCAUCGAUACGAUCCGCCAGAGCCUGCAGUGCAACGCCGACGUCACGCCCGUCACGUUCGUGUGGUCUCGCGGGAGGAAUCGCGCGCUGGAGGAAGCCCGGGUCAUCCACACCUGCGUGGAUUUCGAAGCCAUUCGCGGCUGGGCCUCCAAGCAUACGAUGAGGGUGCCCUUUAAUUGGACUGCGCAGAUUGACGACGAUCCGCUAGGCUGGGGGGCUGGUGUGGAAAGGCACGCGUGA
This is a messenger RNA of Ustilaginoidea virens, 795 nucleotides long. RefSeq lists its product as uncharacterized. Lineage: Eukaryota; Fungi; Ascomycota; Sordariomycetes; Hypocreales; Clavicipitaceae. Bases 1 to 795 code for a protein of 264 amino acids. The transcript is spliced from 4 exons. Gene Ontology annotation, biological process: mycotoxin biosynthetic process. The record is from RefSeq and is a predicted model, not a curated record.